AGACGCGUCGUGUUCAGACUGUCAUGAACCUGCAUAAUUAGUAGUGUACUGUUAAGAUCACGGGAAGUCGGCACUUAACGCACCAUUGAGUCUAUGCUUUCGUGAGUCCAAGGUCCACGUUGUCUGUAAAUAUCUCAGCGAACAUCUUUGCUAAUGUUUAUCCUGUUUAUUAGACGAUAUUGAAAGGACAUUAUGACGACAGUCCCCACUCCUCAUCGUACGCCUCUUCGACGCCUCUCGCAAGGCUCACUUUUCCGAUUAUCUCGUUCCGGAGCGUAUCCGGAUGCGCCUCAUGGUCUUGGGUUCCUCGAACCCGCGCUUAGCGAACUGCUUGAUGAAGUAGAGACCCUGCAUACAAACAUAGAGGGUCUACGAGGGCUAAGUAAUGCUCUUGGGACUUUCAAUGAAAGUUUUGCUAGCUGGCUCUAUGUAAUGAACAUGAACGCUUUGACCACCGACUGGCCACAAGCGCCCACAGAUGCAUCGUAUGAACUGGCAGCCAGAAGAGCAGAGGAGGAUGCACUGGCUGCUAUGGCUGCCCUGAAAGCGGCUCAGGCGUCACCUCCGCCACCCGAGCCAGCCGUUGAUCAAACACACGUCACCUCUGAGCUUGGAAAUGACACCACGUUCGCAGCGAACACCACCGCCACCACCUCGAACACGAAUGCCUCUGGUCAACCUGCGAAAGGCAUUACGAAGAAGAAAGGGAAACCAAAGAUGACGGUGAGGGAGAAACGUGAACGUGCCCUGGCGAUCGAUAAGGUCAUUUCAGCAUUGCCUCUCGAGUUCAGAGGCAACGAUCCGAAGUUGCGAAGCCAUGCCGAAACCGUCAUUGAAGGUCUGUUAGAUCGUGAAGGGAGAGGCGUCGGAAUCUUGGAGCUGGUGAAACCCGAUGUCAGUCAGGCUCGGGUAAACAAAUGUCUGAUCGCGUUGGUGAAUAGGAAAAUUGUGAGGAAGGACAAUAGUACAGGUGUAGUGUUAUACCACUGGCAGGGGCUUCCAACAUAACGAUCCUACCUUCGUCAUCAUCUUCAGUAUCCAUUUCAACUGUAUCCUUAGUGCUAUACUUAUGUGAAUGUAGUGUACAAUUGGCAAACAACGCCACAACUCAGAGAAAAGUAGUGGUGAUGCGAUAUUAACUAAGGCUCCGAAGAC
Messenger RNA from Somion occarium, 1155 nucleotides. Lineage: Eukaryota; Fungi; Basidiomycota; Agaricomycetes; Polyporales; Cerrenaceae. The record is from the annotation of a GenBank genome assembly.